Messenger RNA from Candida dubliniensis CD36, 1230 nucleotides. RefSeq names its product homoserine O-acetyltransferase (gene MET2). Gene Ontology annotation, biological process: L-homoserine metabolic process. Lineage: Eukaryota; Fungi; Ascomycota; Pichiomycetes; Serinales; Debaryomycetaceae. The record is from RefSeq and is a predicted model, not a curated record. Gene Ontology annotation, molecular function: homoserine O-acetyltransferase activity. Bases 1 to 1230 code for a protein of 409 amino acids. The transcript has a single exon.
AUGACAUACAAAGACGUGACAGAAGAACAGUUGCAAACUAAUCCAUAUGUUAAGCUUGUACCGGGUCAAACCAUAGUUGAGAUCCCUGAAUACACAUUAGAGUGUGGCGAGACAUUACACAAUUUUCCUGUUGCCUAUAAGACCUGGGGUAAGUUGAAUGAGACUGCUGAUAACGCAUUAGUGAUAUGCCAUGCAUUGAGCGGGUCUUCUGAUGUUGACGAUUGGUGGGGAGAGUUACUUGGAACUGAUAGAGCAUUUGAUCCUUCUCGGUUUUUGAUUAUUUGUAUAAAUUUCCUUGGAUCGCCUUAUGGGUCUUGCUCACCAGUUACAAUCGACAAGAGCACCGGAAAACCUUACGGACCUUCAUUCCCAUUGGUAACAUUUAAGGAUGAUGUUAAAAUACAGAGAUUGAUAUUGGAUUCAUUGAAUGUCAAACGGUUAGCUGCUGUGGUGGGAGGAUCCAUGGGAGGAAUGUUGGCACUAGAAUACCUGGCAAUAUAUAACAACACUGGAUACGUGCAGAAAGUAGUUGCAUUGGCUACUGCUGCUCGGACUUCAGCUUGGUGUAUAUCUUGGAAUGAAACACAGAGACAAUGUAUUUUCAGUGAUCCUUUUUAUGAUGACGGUUACUACUAUGAAACCGGAAAUAAGCCAGAUUCUGGAUUAAGUGCAGCAAGAAUGGCAGCCUUGCUUACUUAUCGUUCUAGAAAUUCUUUUGAAAGUAGAUUUGGCAGAAAGUUAGGUAAGAGAUCUCCUAGUGAUGGUAGUGCCAGUCCUAGAACUAAACAUGAGGAGCAUUCUUUAUUGCAUAAUGAUGGAUCAAAGCUUGUCAAUGGGGCUCCUGUAAACGAAAAAUACCCACCAACUUAUUUUUCAGCGCAAUCAUAUAUGCGUUAUAACGGCUCCAAAUUUAUCAAUAGAUUUGAUGCCAAUUGUUACAUAGCCAUCAGUCGGAAAUUAGAUACUAAUGAUCUUUCUCGUGGUCGAGUCGAAGCACCCAACGAUGCUAAUGGUGAUCCAUUGGUUCAUGUUUUAAAGGGUCUUUCAACACCUACUUUGGUCAUAGGAAUUGAAUCAGAUCAUCUUUUCACAAUUACUGAACAAAAGCUUUUAGCUGAUAAUAUCCCAAAUGCUAUAUUUGAGACAUUGGAUAGUGAGGAAGGACACGAUGCAUUUUUGUUAGAGUUUGAGAAGAUAAAUAGUUUCAUCACCAGUUUUUUGAAUAACUGA